Molecule: messenger RNA, 6637 nt
Organism: Limulus polyphemus (Atlantic horseshoe crab)
Lineage: Eukaryota; Metazoa; Arthropoda; Merostomata; Xiphosura; Limulidae
Product: axin-1-like
Exons: 12
Coding region: 257-3217 (986 amino acids)
Biological process (GO): negative regulation of canonical Wnt signaling pathway
Source: RefSeq, a predicted model, not a curated record
GAGGUCGGCGUCGGGCAUGUGUGUGUGUGUCUGAAGGUAGUUGAGAAAUUUUUUGCAUUUAAGUAAGGUAAAUUUUACCCUUCUUUUAAGUAAAAGAAUGAUUGUCGUAAGAAGAAGGUAUACUAUUUUUAUAUGAAAGAAGAAGUGCUAUGAAACAACGUAAGAAAAAUCCUGAAAGGUAUGGAGCUGAAUAAAAACACUGUACAUUGGCAGAAAUACUAAGAGACAUGGUGGAAGAGGUGGACAGUAAUGCAGAAUGAGUGGUGAUGUACACGAAGUAUCCCUGCCCAGUCGUAGUGAAAGUAAAUUUAAUGAGUCAUCGGCAAGGUCUCCGGCAGAUGGAGAAGAGAAUGAAGUGCAAGCAGAAAGAACAUACAUCAACCACAAGUCAAAGCCCUGUUUUAAGGCAGGUGCUGAGGAUGUUGAUUUAUAUUGUGCUGGUCAGUGGAGUGUGUCUGGGUGUAACAAUAGAAUUCAAAGCAGAAAGCUUGAAACUUCCAGAAAUGGAAAGAAACUCAUGGAAAAUAACUAUGGAAUUGUCUCACCAAGAUACAAGGAUAUUCCAUGUGACAUUGGUGCUCAUUAUGUGGACAGCAACACUAGAUGUAGUGGUGAUGCUACACCCUCAUUCUCAGAAAGUGGCACCCCUACUUACUUGAAGUGGGCUAAAGACCUUCAGUGUGUCUUACAGGACCUGGAUGGAGUGAAUUUGUUUAAAGAAUACCUAUCUCAGGAAAAAUGUGAAGAUAGCCUGGACUUUUGGUUUGCUUGUGAGGGUCUUAAAAAAGCAGAUCCCACAAAUGUGAGCUACAUUCAAUAUAUUAUUAAGUUGAUAUAUAAAAAGUUUAUAAGAUCUAAGCUUGUAGAGAUUAAACCUGAAACUAGAGAAGAUAUAGCUAAUAAAAUUGACAGUAAAAUGGGUCUUGAUCAAACAAUAUUUGAUGAUGCUCAAAGAAACACUGAAGAUAUAAUAAGAGAAACUACGUAUCCAAAUUUUCUGAAAUCUGAACUCUACCUUCAGCAUAUUCAGUUAAUGGAACAAAAGACUCGUACAGCAUCACAGAAACUCUCCGAAAGCUCAGGAUCUUUAAGUGAAAAAAGCAACAGCAGUGACUCUAGACAAGGAUUAGAAAUCUUGCCAACAUUACAUGAAGAUGUUGAACUAAAUGUGGAUCGAAGUUUUGGACCCGUGCCUCUGGCCAGGGAAGCUUUGAAACAGCAACCCAGAUCAAUGGAAAAUGUACCUCAUUAUCGACUUGAAGCUCAGGCUGGGCACUACUUACAUGGAACAAAUAAAGUUCCUAACCCUUACCAUGUGAAGUAUUCCACUGUUCUCCCAACCUCUGCUCAGGACAGCGAACUCCAAAGCCUCUCUUCAGAUGCACUAACUGAUGAUACCCUGUCUUUAACAGAUGGCAGCAGUGUAGAUUGUGGACCUAGUCUGUCAUCAAGGAAUCAGUUAAAGAGACAUCACCGAGCAGUAAAGAAAAGUGCUAGCUUAAACAGGGAUCACUUGGCACAUCAAACCAUAAUACCUCGAACCCAGCGACCUCCUAAAGAGUAUAUGAAUCCAAUGCAAAAAGAAGAAUUUGCAACAAUUUUGACACAAAAAUUGUUACAAGUAAAAAAGGAAAAGGAAGCUCAGGAAAAAAUUGAAGAAGCUUUACAAAAAUUAGAGGUAGAUGAAGAAAAAACAGCAUUAUGGUCCUGUGAUAGCAAUACGAAGAGCUCAGUAAGUAGGUUUGCAGGUCUUCCAUCACAACUUAUAACAGCAGCCAUGAAAGAAAAGCAGACAGUUACAGAAGAAAAUGAUCAAUCAAUUUUGGACCAGCAUGUUUCUAGAGUGUGGAAUGAUUCUGCUCAUCAUACUCCUAGCAGAUCCCCAGGUCGAUUUUCUCCUCCACUGAGACCGCUUUCACCUCAGCUUGAGAGACGAAGGCCUGGAACAUCCGGUAUCAAUCCAUUCAUGUCAAUGAGGAUGUCCACUUCAAGUAUGAGUACAGGAGGAGCAUAUGUCAGUCCUUACCAAUCUGUUCGUUCUUACCACAACAACUUUGAUCACUUAAGAAGAGAUCGAGAUACUUUUUCAAGUGAUAGUGGAACAGUUCAUGAUUUCACUCCAGACAACGAACUCACAAACUAUCCUACUCCUCCCUUCCAUACGUAUAAACAUUUCUACUAUCAUCCAACAACUGGCUCACCUUUAGGAUUGUCUAGAGGGAUUGGAGCAGCACAAGAACAGUUCAGUAUGGCUCCUAUUGAUCAUCAGCAAACCAGGCGUUUCAAGGAAAUGUCUCGAAGAUCAAGUAGCAAGAAGUUGUCAGCCACAGACUCCAGCAGCAGUUGUAUUGAUAGUGGUGUUAGUGUGGCCUGUGAUCCAAUUCCAUCUACCCUACCUUCUAGUGAAAAGGUGUUUCAUUGGAUGAUGGACAAUGAGAAAGAAUCUUCAACAAGACAUAAAAAAUCAGGCCGAUCAUCUUUAUCUUCAACAUCACCAGUACUAGGUCGGCAAGGUCACUCCAAGAAGCCACUGGCCUAUAAUACUUCACGUUCAGGCUUCCUGGAGCGAGGAGGUUCCAUUCCCUGGCCUCUUCCUCUUCCAUUACAAAGCAAUGGAACUUAUUCAAAAUCUCAUCUCCAUACUACAACUCAUCCAUGUCACUGGAGUUUACAACCUACCCAGCCAAUUGCUCUGGAUCUAUCUAUGCCAAUCCUCCCUCAACCUGACACAGCCACACAGCUUCUGGAAGCUAAACGACGGCUAGAAGAUGAGGCACGUUUAAAAUCUAGUAAAACAAAAACAAGCUCUUCAAAAGACAAACAAUUUCACAUGGAGUCAAGUAGGGGCAAGAUUUCUACAAAGAACUUUGAAUCCAUAGAGGAAUCCACUGCCCACAGCACAAGAAAGUCAAGCAAGAAAACCUCAUCAACAGCUUACAUUCCUGGUUCACAUCCUACAUCCUCUGGAGACGUUACUGUUAUUGGAUACUGUUUUUCUGGUGAAUCUGUGCCUUACAGAACAAAACUUCCAGGAAAGAAUGUCACACUAAAACAAUUCAAAGGUCUUCUUAGUAAAAAAGGAAAUUAUAGGUACUUUUUCAAGAAAGAAUGCAAUGAAUUUGGAACUGGGGUGAUAAAUGAAGAAAUAUCGGAUGACAACGAAAUUUUGCCUCUUUGGGAGGGGAAGAUCUUUGCUACUAUUGAAUCAGUAGACUGAUGUAGCAUUUACUUUUGUAUAAAUGUUGAAAACAUUCUGCUUGUUGUUGUUUUUUUUUUCAAGACUUUGACUUUCAUGGAUAAUACCAAAAGAAAUUUGUUCUUAUGUAGAAAAAAACUUCUUACUGAUGCUUCUACUGCUAUGAAACUGUUUUUAUUAUUUCCAGUACUGUUGAUGUUUUACAAAACUAGUAUAAAGAUAUCAUGCCCACUCUGCUGCACAAAAUAUUUGUUCUAUUUCCUGUUACUCACAUGAAGGGAAUUAGAUGUAUUCAUGCUGAAGAAAUUACAUACUUUCAAAUUUUACUUUACCAAAGUCCUUAUUGUGGAAACAUUGACCAUCUGUGUUGUAUUCCUUUUAAGUUUUUGUGGUUGUAAGAUAACAUUCAAAAAAUACAUCAGCUAUGAUAUAUAUUAAUCUUUUUUAAAUAGAAACUCAUUAUUGCAAUGUUCCUAAAGAUUUUUCCUUUAUAUAAAUUGUUAGUUUCAAUUUUCAGCAAAUGAUCAGUAAGAACAUUUUGCUGUAACUGGGAUUCUGUCAUUUGGAAUGUUUAGAUGUUUUGUAUGUAUUUAUUAAAUUAGAUAUUAAUUUUUGGGGUUGGUGUAUUGAAUUUCACUUGAGAUCUACAUGGUUUUGUACAUUGCAGCUAACUCAUCACUUGUGCCAUAGCCUGUUGAUCAAUAUUGUACAGUUUGAAUGUAAUAUUGAACCUAUAUGUAUUAACUUCUCUUUUUAGUUGUAUUUAAAUAUUUCAUUUAAAAGUUCAUACAAAUGGAGUACAAAUAUUAUUAUCAAGUUCAACAGUCUUGUUUACCUUACUUAAAAAAGUGUUAAAAGUUAAAAGAUACAUUUGGUAUCUUCUUAUUCUAUUUUUUAUUGAAAUUUUGCUUCCAUCAUGUUUUAUAUGUAAAGCUGAAAGUAUAGUUUCUGAGAUUCUUUGAAAGAUAAGGUGAAUUUAGUUUCCAUUAGCACAGUGCAGACAGUUUAUUAACAGUUUAGUUCCAUUCAUCUGAUAUGAAUGUUUAGGAUGUUUCAUACCAUGCGAUGAAAGUGCUGUAUAUUGUAUUGUAUAAUACUUAAAAUGCUCAUCAACAUUAUAGGUUCUUAGCAAUGGUGAUUUCUUUUGUAAUGAAAAUCUAAAAUGUGAAGAUUAAUAUAAUGUGUAACAAAUGUCACAUCAAAAGAAAAUUUCUGUAUGCAAAACAGAAACAUGACAUUCAGAAGCUUACAAGUUUCAUUUGCAUUAUAGGGUUGGGCCAUCCUUCAAAUAGUUUUUCUUAAAUUCUGUUUUUUUAUAGUUUAAAAUUAUUAUUAUGUGUUCAGUUUCUUCAAUUCUAAAUAAAGCAAUACUGAUCACGAGUUUAUAGUUAAUGAUAAUUUAUUGUUCUGGUAUCAUUACUAGAAAUGAAAUAAAUAUCUCAUUCAAUUGAAUACUGUAGUGUCUGAUAAAAUCAUAUCUGGUGGGAUAUUGCUUUUAUGAUUAAUCAGAUAGUAUGUCCAUCAAAGAAUUAACUAACAAUAUUAUACAGGUGUGAUACAACACUUGUGUUACGCAUAAUAGGCAUUGUGUCCUUCAGACGACUGAUGCAUUUUCUCUAGUUUUAAACAGUGGGAGAUCUGGUAGUCAUUAUGAAGUUAAACAUCAUGCCUAAAUGCCAGUUGCCAUAGUUGGUCACGGUAGUGACAUUCACAAUCCACACCACAGUCUCAGUGGUGAUCAAGGGCCUAAAGCACUGUCUCACACUGCCACAUUCCCUUAAAAGGCCUGCAAUGGCUACUCAUUCAUGCAGAACUGUACAUCCUUAUUACGUUUCAAAAAACAAACAAGAAAUAAGUAUACUAUAAUGAAAUGGUUAGCUCACAUCUGCAGUGCAUUUUUAAUGUGCCACAUCUACUAUACGAUCAGAUAUCUGGAGCUGGAUAUCCAAUAUUGGACCUAAACUAAUAUAUUUCCCCAUUCCUAGUGAUUUCUAACUAAAGCAGAAAUUGUGAAUGGCAUAUAAUUGAAAUUUAAGGGCACCUUAAGAUUACAUUUGGUGUUUUCAGUUGUCUUUAUUUUGAUUAAUUAUUAUCUUAAGCUAUACAAAAUAAAGUAGCACUGAUCCAGAAUUUACACUUCUGGGAUUGUACCUUUUUAUGCAAAGUUCAAAAUAGUUAUGUUGCUGUUGUUAAAUUUAGUCUGUUUUUUUUCUUCAUUUUAGUAUCAUAUCAAAACAUUCAGUUUUGUUGCUUAUGAUAGUGUAAACUUUUUUGGAGUAUGUCUAUGAUGGAAUUGUCAACCUAUUGGAUAAAGGGUGUAAUUAAUGCAUAGCAUUUAUAUCUUGGUUUAUUUUAUCUUGUGUUAUUACACAUACAUGAAAUGACUAAGCCUACAUAUAAAAAGUUUUCACGGGGAUUUCUUCCAUGUAAGAUGGGAAAAACUGUUGUGAAUGUAUUUCAUUUCUAAAUUUACAAAUACUUCAUUUAAUGAAGUACAUUCUAUUAAUAUUACAUGGUGCCAAAAGCAAAGCUGAUGUUAAGAUUAUUACUUUUUUAAGAAAAUGGUAUAUAUAUAUUUUUCUGGUUCUUAGGGUAUGUCUUUUUCUUGAAAAAAGGUGCACUCAUUAGUACAGGGUUAUGUAAAAAGUGUCAGUUCUGUUGAUAAAACUUUGUAAUCAGUGUAUCAUUAAUAGAAAAAAUAAUAAUUCUGGAGGUAUUUUCUUUUGAAGAUUAUCAUUUUGUGUAUUUUUUUUUCUUGCUAAUUUGUAAUAGUUAAACCUAACUGGUUUAUAAAUUGAUAGUAAUGCAUAGGAAAAGUUUUAUUGAAGUAUUACUGAAAAUCAGAAUAUUUUUAAUUUAUAGUUAAUUUUGUCUUUGUCUGUAGUUUAUGUAUGGUAUCAAAUGAAUUAUUUAUUGAACUCUUGCCAGACCAAAUCAAGUUCAAAAAACAUGCAAAUUGUAAGGUGUUGCCAAGCGAGAGGUAAUUUUUUGCUUGUAAUUAGUGCUGCAUUUUGUGGAACUUCUAGAGGCCUUAAAUGCUACAAUUUGUAAUAAUAUAUCAUUAAGUCUUAAAUGAUAUACUGUAAAAUGGAUUUGUGGCAGCUUGUAUGUAAAUAAUAUUUUUUUGCUACUACUAGAUUUUAUGAUGUGAAAUACAUUUUUGCUUUUUCUAAAACUGUCUGUACAUGUAGUUAUGUGUACACAUCCUUGCUGUAAUAUAUAUAUGCAACUUGGUUUUCACCAAGAUUUUGAGAUUUGUCAGAGCUGCAUUGGUGUUGUGCAGAUUAUAUUUUUUAAUAAAGAAUAUCAUGUAAUCAUUUUUCUUGUAAAUAAACCAUUAAUUUCUUGUUCCAGAAUUUAAAAACCAUACCCUGUUUGUUUCUACCAACAUGCUGGUGUUUUGAAAUAUUUAGUUUGUGGAUGCAGUAAAUUACAAGUAAU